Messenger RNA from Rotaria sordida, 717 nucleotides. The record is from the annotation of a GenBank genome assembly. NCBI's taxonomy places the organism in Eukaryota, Metazoa, Rotifera, Eurotatoria, Philodinida, Philodinidae.
AUGGCUUACUUCAACCUUGCUAUUAACCCGAAAAAUGCAAUCAAAUCGAAAUCAAGCGGAGGAAAAUCUCCUAUCGAUUUGACUGAUUUUCAUCCAUCGAAUGGUAAAGCUAUUGGAGAUGAUUGGGAUGUUCAACCUGGAGAUGUGAUUGCAUGGAGUGAUUAUAGAGCAGACAAAACUUACUUUGUUGAUGAGCAACGUCAUCUAUUGAAGAACCAAGAUACUUCUGGUUCAGGCUACUUAACCAUUCCUCUUUCAAUAACUCGUCUUUUUCCUUCGGCUUUGAAACAUUAUGCAUCAUUACUUGGAAGUCAGUCUAACCUCGUGGCUGAAAUUGAACUUGGACCCACCGAUGGCAUCUUUGUCGAAAAAUUUGGUUCUCCAUUACCGGAAACAAUUCGUAAUAGAAACGAUAUUUCGUACAUGUACAAUCCUGAAGAAGGUACAUUCUAUGUUACAGUAGUCUCAAAUGAAAAAAAAGCUGCAUUCAUCGUCACGUUUAAUAUUCAAGGAGAAGAAACAUACAAAAAAUGGCCAGGUCGUUUGAAUAGUAAUUUAUUACCUUCUGGAUGGUCAUGUGAACAGCAUGGUUCUCUAUCUGGCGGAUCUCAUUCUUCGAAGGGUGCAUGGAAACUACAAGGACCAGAAAAAUCUAAAGAAGCAGUACUCGAAAUCGCAAAAAAAUACUACGAUGGAUUCGGAGUAAAUAUCAAUUGA